AUGUCCACCUUACAACCCCUUAUCGCUCACUAUCUCGCUGUGUCUUACCCUUCCGCCCUCCCGUCCUUCCUCCAUGCUACAGGUCUGGCCCCUCCGGAUCUCUCGAGGCCGCCCAACCCAGAUCUAAGGACGCUCGCGCAUGACUAUCUCUCGAGCCAGCUAGCCAAGUCUGUCCAGGCGGUCACGAUCGAUGACAAGGCGACAGAUGGGAGCUGGGACAGAUGGACGGGCAGGGACAUAUCUGGGCUUCAGCUCAAGCCAGAGGUGCGGCUGGAGAAGGUCAGGCGGAAUGUAGAAGGCAUCAGCGCGGCGAAUCUGCUCGCUGUGAUUGUCGCAAGGGUUCCGAAGAGACGAUUUGAUACGUCUACGGCAGCAUACAUAUGUAGCUCCACCCUCAGCGUACUGAUAGCUUCGGUGGACAAGACGGUGUCCAUCUUGGACUAUGAGACAGGAGAAGUCACUAACAUCCUUGAGCCCCAUAAGGCAGCAGUCCUGAGCAUGGCUCAACAUCCUGUGCGGCCGCGCUAUCUCAUCACUGGCUCCAUGGACGGAACGACCGUCCUUACCGACUUGAUCACCCAGCAACCCGUCCAGACUUUCCGGUCCACCAAAUUUGUCGUCCGUGUCGCUUUCAGCCCAUGCGGUCAGUGGCUAGCGACAGCUUCAUACGACAAGCAUGUCGUCAUCUAUCGUCUGACAUCCGAUGACCAGCCCGAGGAGGUCUUGGACGAUACGGACGACCCAUACCUCGCCUGCGAGCCCAGUGUCCGCUAUACCGAGUAUCGCCGGAUUAAAGUGGACCAUAAUCCCGAAGCCUUGCUCUUCCACCCAAAUUCUCAGUGGCUCAUGUACACCACCCGGUCGAGUCAUCAGCUAUACUACGUCCUCCUCGGAAGCGCUACCGAUUCCAUACGCACCAAGUCGUUCAAUCAUCACGCUUACGAUACGCACGUCAGCUUCUCGGUGCUCAACAUGGCGUUACACCCCAGCGGCAAAAUCAUUGCUUGCCAGACGGGGGAUCAUGCGGGGAAUGCGGGCGAGCGGAUAUUACUAUACGGCGUAGACGCCGAAGAUACCGAGCGACUAGGAUGUAUAUGGACCGGAUCAGAUACAGAUGACUAUGUCCUUCCGAGAAUGAGCUGGUUGCCUGACGGAACGGGCCUAAUAACGACCUCGCCGAACGGCUUGCUCCAUCUCUUAUCCAUAUCAGGCGAGAUCCGGACGAGUCUGCGGGUACAUGGGCUGCCAGAGGAGGCGGCGGGCGCGGCGACAAGUGGGAUCAUCAGGGACUGCGCAGUGGUGAACCUCGGGGACACCGAGUGGGAGGUGGUUAGUGUGGGCUACGACAGGGUUGUCAGGAUAUCGCGAUAG
Dioszegia hungarica is the source of this 1371-nucleotide messenger RNA. Its product is annotated as WD40-repeat-containing domain protein. The transcript has 6 exons. Gene Ontology annotation, molecular function: protein binding. NCBI's taxonomy places the organism in Eukaryota, Fungi, Basidiomycota, Tremellomycetes, Tremellales, Bulleribasidiaceae. The record is from RefSeq and is a predicted model, not a curated record. Bases 1 to 1371 code for a protein of 456 amino acids.